AUGUUGGGCGUCAUGCUUAGUUGUAUUAAGCCGGAUGGUUUGACUCACGAAGAUGACAGCUAUUUCCACACGGGAUGUAUUUUUGCUUUCAUCUCCAUGCUGAUAUUUGUCUCGCAAAACAUUUUUGCCAAGAAAUUUCUUACCUAUGAGGCUCAUAAUCAUAAUGAUGCCUUUGGUACAGCUGAUGAUGGUUUUGUCAAUGCUCUCAAUAUUCAGAUCACUAAGUCUGAGUCCGCUGCGACCACUCCAAUCUUACCUGUGUCUCUUUCUUUCGACGAGAAAAAAGAAUUGAGCAGUAAUAGACCUCCUUCUUUUCCCGUGACCCCCUUUUAUGGCAACUCGUCGCAGUCUCUCAACGAAAUGGUGAAGGAUUCUGAUCGCCGUUUGGAUAAAAUUUCAGUUUUAUUCUACUGCUCUGUGGUUGGACUUUCUUUCACUUUCCCCUUCUAUAUAAUCUCUGAGUUUACCAAUCCUGUGUUCUCGUUGUCACUGAUUAACAAACACAUUAUUGGACUAAUGUUGAUCUAUGGAAUUGCCCAUUUUAUGCAAUCCAUCGUGGCUUUCCAGAUUUUAGGUCUGAUCAGCCCCAUUAAUUACAGCAUUGCCAACAUCAUGAAAAGAAUCACCGUCAUUUCAUGGUCAAUAUUUUUAGAAGGAACACAGCUCAUGGCAAUACAAUGGGCUGGUUUAGUUCUCACCUUCUCUGGAUUAUAUGCAUACGAUCGUUGGGGACGUUCAAAAGAGUAA
Molecule: messenger RNA, 747 nt
Organism: Brettanomyces nanus
Lineage: Eukaryota; Fungi; Ascomycota; Pichiomycetes; Pichiales; Pichiaceae
Exons: 1
Coding region: 1-747 (248 amino acids)
Biological process (GO): phosphoenolpyruvate transmembrane import into Golgi lumen
Cellular component (GO): Golgi apparatus; endoplasmic reticulum
Molecular function (GO): antiporter activity; phosphoenolpyruvate transmembrane transporter activity
Source: RefSeq, a predicted model, not a curated record